CAUAGACCAUGGUUUAGUUCGAUUUCCAGCCUCGUACCGUGCAUUAGCCGUAGAUUGACGUGUGUGUUUUGGAGUAGCGAGACGCGGAUUGUUGUGUCCAAUUUACAGUUUUCCUUCGGGGUCCCUCGUGUGUUGAUUAGGAGCAGCAUUUUGUUUUCUUCGUUGAAACCGUGAGUUUCCUCAGGUGAAGGAGCCAUAAAUAAAAAUAAUUUCCCUCAGAGGAGAAAAUAAAACCAAGCAGAAAAACCGGAUAUUUGUGUGCUGGCAGCUAGCAGCCGAAAAAAUCGAUAACCAGUGGCAGCUGAUUCAUUGAGGAAAAUUUUCGUUUCUCUCAAAGGAACUACCAGUGAUAAGUUUUGUGUUCCGGUUGUUCUUCCAACAGAAAGUGUUGUGGUUGAUCCAAUUUUGGUUCACUUCUUUUGCGUUCCCGUAUUUGUUAAUUAAACCUAACCAGUUCAAAAUGGCAACCUAUGCUGCAUUCAAACACGUCGAGCUGUACAAUGUUGGCAAUGCCAAGAAGAGGGUCCUGAAGCCUCCAGGUGGUGGAAGCAGCGAUAUCUUUGGAGCCGACCAGCAAACUCCACGCAGCAUGAACAAGAACCGGAUGCAGUCCAACAUCUUCGCCGAGGGCCAGAAGAAUGGAGUUUUCCGACAAGGCGCCCACAGAUACUACUAUUUCGCCGAAACCCCUCGCCGCAACGGUCCCGGUCAGGAUUCGCACAACCGGCUGUUCGGUGAGCUGGAACGCCCGUACACCCCGGCCAAGAACCACAUGAAGAGCAACCUACCGAUCGGGGAUACCACGGAUGCUGCCGCCAACGGAAAAGCCAACGGCCAUGGCAAAGCCACCAACGGCCACCAUCAGAACGGAAACGGAACUUCCUCGGCCCCGAAAACCAACGGACAUCACCAGAACGGAAACGGAGUGUCGGAAAAGACCAAUGGCCACAGCCACAGCAACGGGCACAGCAACGGCCAUCACUCGAACGGACACAGCAACGGAUCUUCCGCUUCCUCGGCGCCUUCCCAGAAUGGAUCCUCGCACAUCUUCCUGAGGAGAUUAACUUCCGCAACGUCGCCCAAGUCCUCGUCGAUGUCCUCGUUCCAAACGUCUUCGUCGUCUGCGUCCCAAACAUCUGCUGAGACGCCCCGCUCGCCCCGAUUUGCCCAACGGAAUCCGGUCACCGGAAACGGUGUCGAGGACUACGCCGACAAACCGCGGAAACCGAGCACGAGGCGUGGAGGAGAAAAUGGCAACCCGGUGACCGGUGAAGGCUACAAAUCGGGUGGCGCAGCGGAGAUCAACACGACGAUCCCAUCGCUAAAUGGAGCCGGUGCCGUCAUCAACAAGAAUCGCAUUCCCCCGGGCGGUUUCUCCUCCGGGCUGUGGUAGAUGCCACGAGCAACCGAAACGAUAUAAUAAAAACAAAAAACAAAAACUAACAGAAUAAUCCCGGAUGGAAAGCCGGGAUCAAAUACGAGAAGAUGCGAGCAGAAAAUCAUUGUUGCCAGAAUUGAAUUUCGAUUGACGGUUGAUUUUUUUUUGCGGAAAAAGAGGAUCGUCCUGUGAGAAUGAUAUAAUAUUUAAACAUUAACGAAACACAUAUACAGUGUCACAAAUUUCAACCACAACACAAACACACACACAGCCACACAACAUACUACUCUCUAUGCUAUCUAACACUACCACCACGAGGAAAAAAACACGGAGGGAAAAAUCCGCAAAUUGAAACGUUCUAUGUGGGGAAAAUCAAUCAACUCAUGAACCAAUACAACAAAACGCCAGAAUCGUUGCCGCCCGGAAGAAACCCAAAUAUCAACAAAACACACACACAUGCAUACUCAUGAUUAAGAAUCAGCUCUUUCACGGAGAGUUGGCUUAAAAUCCCGAAAAAAAAGCCAACCGAUUUAACUUCGUUCCGAAUCUUGAAGAUCCUUGAAGCGAAAGGAUCGCAAUAAUCAGUAAUAAAAAUAAUUAAAGAAACAAAAAACAAGUGAAUAAAUUCGAGUUAAACAAAUAUAAACGUGUUUACGAGCAAUUAACCCCUUUUCUGUGUAGAAUAGAGGAACAAUAGAUCAGAAUUUUUAAAAAAAAUCACAAUAGCGAAACCACAACAACAACAACAGUUAAAAAAGAAAGGAAAUAAAUCUCUGUAGAUUCCGGUUUGAAUUUUGCGGAUGAUUGUAUCCCGAGUUGAGCGAGAGAACGAGAAAAAACGAAACCAAUUGAGGUUGAGAACGAAUUUUUGAGGUUAGGUGAGGUGUGUGUGGUCACAUCUGUUUGAAGGAUGCGAGACGAAGAUGGAACAAGCUUGAAGUAUUUAUUCUUAAAGACACCAUUUAUUAACAGAAAAAAAAAGUUUAAACUACAAAUAACGCAACCGUGUAGCGAACGAAGUUUAUCAGAAAACAAAUCUUACUAACAUCAGCAAAAUGUGUUGAGAUCAAUUACCUUAACCUAUCUUAUAUACACGCUGAGAAAAAAUAGGUACCGUUUUGAGAAAACUUUUUUUCUUUAUUCAAAACUGGUAGACAUUAUUGUAGACCCAUUUCAAAGCUUGUCAAUUGGAUUUUUUGUGUGUGGUCUGAAGAAAGAAAAAAACGAGAAGAUGACGACAAGCUAACUCCAUCCAGUAGUGGUUGUUUCCGCGUAUUCUUAACAUAUUGAUAGAAUCGAUUUUGUUUGGGUGGAAUUUUUGUGUUUUUCCUUUUUUGCCAACCGAAUCGAACAGUUUUUCCCCUCAAUAUCAAUUUAGGUGUCAUUUUUUUCUGCGUGUCGUUAGCCUUCCUGCCACUAAGAAUAAAGGAUCUAGAUUUGGUUAAAUUAAUCAGAAAUAUUUCCAUACGCGAGACAAGCUAACAACAAAAAAACAAGUUUAAGAAAAAAAAACUAAGCCGAAGGAAGGUUUCACCAAACGACACGUUCGAUAAAAUUACAACCCAUAUUUUGUCCCCUUUCCUCGUAAUCAUAGAGUUUAUAUUACAUAUACAUUUGUCGUAUUAUCGUAUAUUUGUAUUUUUCCCAGUUUAUUCCCCGAAAGACAAGAAUUAAGAAGAGAAAAAAAAACCCAUUAGUGUGUAAUAAUUUGAACACGAUUGACUCGAAGACGAACGAACUUUCUUCUUCCAGCUAUUAUUUCCGGGUGCCACUUACAAGUUUGGUUUGAAAGCUUUUCUAUAUUUAUUUCACCAAUGCUAUUUUGUACAACAACAAAGCUAGAACGAAAUUAAGAGAAAAAAAAUCCAAGUAAAUUAGAUUGUGAGUUAACGUGGCCUCAAACUGUGGUGUGGUAACCUUCACGAAGGACACACCCGUUAGAAAGAAGAGAUAAAGUAAAAAUAUAUGACUUAGAAAACCCUCUUAGAACCCCAUCCUCAAACGAAGGAAAAAUUAUCUAGUUAGAAAGUGUAUGAAAAAGCAGGUGAUGCCAUCAAAAACAAAAAAAAAUUAAACAAAAUUUAAAGUACUUCUCUAAAGUUUGGAUCGAGAAAAAAAAGGAAACAAAAUCAAACGCAUGAUUUUACGGAUCAAAUUCUGUGCACUAGGGUAAUAGUUGGAAAGGAAAAAAACCCCAAAAGGCAAAAAAACGUGAAGAGAAAUGUAAGAAUUUACAUACUGUUGAAAUAUGAAAAUAUAAACUGAACAGGAGUAAAGCGAUGUCGAUACAUUCUAUACAUAAAGCAUAUAUAUAUUACAUAUUUGAAAAACAAUAAAUAAAGAAACAAAAAAAUUAAAAAAUAACAAGUGGAUAAAACAAUCUUUUCCUUGCCCUGUCUCCCCUCCCGGAAAACAAAUCAAGCCCUUGUGAACCUUUUUCUUCCUACCCGAAUCUUGUCAAAUGUAGCAAAAACAUAAGUCGCAUUUCGAACGUGCGAGAGAGUGAACAAAAAAAAACAACAGUAAUCAUACAAAACAAGAGUUGGAAUGAUCAAAUAUCAAACCAUAUUUCUUACUAUACUAUAAAUGUACUCGAUCAGAAAACAAAACAAACACUUCUUUUUUUUCAUUUGUAAUAAUAAAUUUUAAUUUAAUAA
Molecule: messenger RNA, 4035 nt
Organism: Uranotaenia lowii
Lineage: Eukaryota; Metazoa; Arthropoda; Insecta; Diptera; Culicidae
Gene: Jupiter
Product: microtubule-associated protein Jupiter
Exons: 8
Coding region: 461-1393 (310 amino acids)
Cellular component (GO): nucleus
Source: RefSeq, a predicted model, not a curated record